AUGCAAUCUCAAGUCAGCAUCCUAGUACCACCAAGCAACAUGAACCAAGAUCGCUCCCGAGAGGAGUCCAAAACCCCACUUUUCGCCCAACUCGGCGAAUUUUCAAAGCUACCACCAGAGCUACGCUUUCAGAUAUGGAACUAUCUCUUCGACGAUUUCUUCAAGAACAUGAGCGUACCCCAUGGUCUGUCCAUCCUUUCUUGCAAUCGAAACCUCAACAAGGAGACAACUCGUAUCCUAUACGAACAUCGCGUCCUCUCUCUUACUAUCGCGAUUGAUUGCUCGCCUGAACGAAUACUGGAAUUCUACGCUAUCGUGGAUGCAGCAAAGGGCGCGGGAAAUCUAAUUAGUGUCAAGCAGAUAGAAUUGAGCUGCCUUGAUGAUAUCCUUCGACUUAUCCGAUAUUUUCCAAGCUGGAGAUUCCAGAAAUGUGGGCCGUGGAUUAACGUCGGCUACCUAUAUUCGCGAUCGCCCAGCGAAGAGUUGGAGCUGUGGGAGUGUGUUUUCAGGAUCGUCGAAACUUUGAAACUCAUACCGAACGGCAAAAACAUCACAUACAAUACUUUCCAUCCCUACUUUCUAACCCUAAAGAGACGACUGGAACUAACAAAUAGCGGCGUGAUGAAGGACUGGUUUAAUGAAAGAUUCCCGGGGCAGCCUUUACCACCUCGGUCCUGCCAUCGUCCAGACACUCUUGAUCACGAUUAUAGCCCCGGUCCAUACCUAAUCAUUCCGGUCCACUACUAUACGGUAUUGCGGGCCAUGCAUUCUGUCGAGCUAAAGCAACAGGAACGAGAUAAGCCAGAGGCUGAGUUAUGA
Molecule: messenger RNA, 819 nt
Organism: Penicillium verhagenii
Lineage: Eukaryota; Fungi; Ascomycota; Eurotiomycetes; Eurotiales; Aspergillaceae
Exons: 1
Coding region: 1-819 (272 amino acids)
Source: RefSeq, a predicted model, not a curated record